AUGUAAAGUUGUAAGAAGAUGUACCUAAAUUUUUGGACUAGAAUCUUUCAGUUAGUUGAUGAUCCUGAUUCUAGAAUCAGUUCUCCUAUUAGAUUACAAAUAGAAGUUAUGGAAGCUCUAGAAAAAUUUAAUAGGGAUUCACAUUCUGAAAUUAUAAGAUUGGCUCAUAAAGUCUUAGCCAAAGCAUAGAAAGGAACAUGGAAUAUAUUAUGA
Paramecium sonneborni is the source of this 213-nucleotide messenger RNA. NCBI's taxonomy places the organism in Eukaryota, Ciliophora, Oligohymenophorea, Peniculida, Parameciidae. The record is from the annotation of a GenBank genome assembly.